AUACCCACCCCCUUCUAAGCUCGCUUCUCCACCGUCUAACUUGCUUCAUUGGAUUCAAACAUUGAUGCCUGCAAUUGUUUUGUUAUUAUUUGUUGGUCUCUGUUGUAUUUAUACCUGCAAACCCUUCUCUGUUACCUUGCUUCUUGGUUUUUGGUGAAAAUAGUGACUGUGAAACCAAUAUAAAGAGGAAACAAGUUCGAGUUCUGAUUUUUUUCUGCUUCUCUCUACUUAUCUCUUUUAUUUUCCUUUCGGGUAAACAGAAAAUUAAAUUCUUGACAUGGUUCUUACCUUGUUUCUUGAUAGUUGAGCAGUCCCUCUUCCCCCACAAACCUGGUUCGUAUUGGUACUCCAUUGCCCUGGCUGUUUUUCUCAUUUUUCAGUGAGGAUUAUAGCAUCAGAGGCAGGCAUCUUUUGAAUUUAAAAGUUGUGUGUGUGUGUGUGUCUGAGGAAAAAGUGAUGCUGUUUUACUUCAUUUUCGAAGCUUAGCAUUUUCUUCUCUUUGAGUAAUAUGGCAUCAGAACAAGGGGUGGUUAAUCAACAGGGCCUCCUAACCCUAACACCAUCUGGUCGUACUAUUGAAACUGGUGAAGUUCCUAAUGUGCCCAAAGUCGAUUGGUCCAAGUACUCAAAACGGGUAGUUUUGAGGUCAAUUCUUGGUCGCAGUGAUGGAGGGCUAGGUUUAGUUGGGUCGAGAGUCGUGAUCGGGGGUUGGGUGAAAUCCGGUAGAGAAGCACAUGUUGGGUGGCUUAAAACUGCUCCUGAUCCUUCUCCUGCUCCUCCUUCCCCCUUCAAAGACCUAACUUGUGUUCAGAACAUUCAGCAAAGCAUACCCAACUGUUUGCGUUCUAUCCUUAGGCUUGACGUGGGAGGUAAUAUCCCUCUUGCCUUUAAUAAUGUUAAUGGCGUUGGAUCGAAACAAGAUAGUGUUGUGCCAACAAAAAGUGUCCCACGUGUUGCUCAGUUGCAAGUAAAUGAUGGUUCUUGUGCUUCAAGUCUCCAGGUGGUGGUUGAAGCUUCCAUAACACCACCCGGCCAAGUUAUACCCAUUGGAACAUCUAUUUUAGCCGAAGGUGUGCUAAGGCAGUCAUCUACUUCUUCAAAGCGCAGUAUAGAGCUUAAAGUGGAGAAAAUUUUCCAUGUUGGGACUGUUGAUUCUACCAAGUAUCCAAUAACAAAGACUAAAUUGCCCUUAGAUUUCCUAAGGAGUUAUUCACACAUCCGGCCCCGAACGAAUACGAUUGCCUCUGUUACUCGAAUACGCAAUUCUCUCGCUUAUGCAACCCAUACAUUCUUUCAGAAUCAUGGGUUCCUAUAUGUGCACACUCCCAUUAUCACUACUAGUAAUGCUAGAGGCACUUGUGAGAUGUUUCAAGUUACAAAUUUAUUCAGUGAAGCAGAUAGAAUUGAGGAGCUAGAAGUAGUGAGACAACAUGAGGAGGCUAAUCUUAAAGUUGCAAGGGCUGCCAUCAAGGAGAAGAGUGAUAGGAUUGAGGAGUUAAAAAGAAGUAACAGCAAUAAGGAAGCAUGGUAUGCUGCAGAACAAGAUCUCAAAAAGACAAAACAGUUGGCAUCACAAAUGGAAGAACGUCUCAAGUCAGAAUCUGGAACUGCAUAUAAACUUUAUAAGAUUGACUUUUCUAGAGAUUUCUUUUCUCGUCAGGCAUAUUUAACUGUAUCUGGUCAGCUUCAUCUGGAGAGCUAUGCAUGCGCCCUCGGAAAUGUUUAUACAUUUGGGCCUACUUUUCGUGCUGAAAAAUCUGAAUCUACGAGGCAUUUAGCUGAGUUUUGGAUGGUAGAGCCAGAAAUGGCUUUUGCAGAAUUAGAGGAUGCCAUGAACUGUGCGGAAGACUACGUGAAGUUUCUUUGCCAAUGGCUAAUUGACAACUGUUUGGAAGACAUGAAACUGAUGUCAAAACUGAUCGACAAGAACAUUUUCGAUCGCCUACGUUUGGUGGCAUCCAGUUCAUUUGAAAGGAUCACAUAUACAAAAGCAGUUGAGCUUCUGAAGGUUGCAGAGAAACCUUUUCAAUCAAAUAUUGAGUGGGGAGUAUGCUUAACUGAAGAACAUGAGAGUUCUUAUUUUGCUUGCAGAUAUCUGUCUGAUGAUGUUUACAAAAGACCCAUCAUUAUAUGCAAUCAUCCAAAAGAUAUUAAACCAUUUUAUGUGCGUCUAAAUGAUGACAGGAGAACAGUCGCAGCAAUUGAUGUUAUUGUACCUAAGGUUGGUGCCUUGAUUAGAGGAAGUCAAAGGGAGGAGCGUUUUGAUAUUAUGGAUAAGAGGAUUCAAGAGCUGGGUUUCCCAAGGGAUCCAUAUGAGUGGUAUCUGGACCUUCGGAAGCAUGGCACCGUGAAACACAGUGGAUUCAGUCUUGGGUUUGAGCAGAUGGUGCUCUUUGCCACUGGCCUUGCUAAUGUUAGAGAUUCGAUUCCCUUUCCAAGAUUUUGUGGCAAACUCGGGGGGCCGUACAUUACCACCUCUUCCACCUGAAGAGCCACUCCCUUACGGAUUACAACUUUUUCAUAUGAAUAUGAAUACUAAUACAACUCAUGCAUCUCACAAAUCAAAACAAAAAACCUCAAUGGACUUAGUUCCUUUUUCAUCUGAGUCUCUUAUGCUCAGCCAACCUUUUUUACCAAUACAACCAAUGUCUCCACUUAGAUUCACCAAUGUACCAGAAUAUUUUAUUCAAAGUCCAAAACAUAAUACACCAAGUCCUGCUUUGUCUCCAGCCCCAACCCCAAAUAAGCCAACUUGCUCAGUACCUAAAUCUACUUAGAUAGAUAAUGCUUUUCUAGCUGAUAUUCCCAUCGAUGACAAACACAUUCACAUUGACCCACAUAAAUUAGCUCCCUUUUACCUUCAAAACCAUUUAAACCCAAUCAAUGGUAUCAAAACCCGUGAAUGGUAUGAAUCCAUUUUAAUGGAAACAGGAUCAGUUUCCAUUGUUCAUUUCUUUAAAGGAAAUACAAACCUGUAUGCUUAUUCUAAGCUACAGAUCAAAAAAUUACUUACUUAUAAGGAUUGAGGUAAUAACCCCACGCAAGGGAAAAAACUAUUAAAUACUGAAUACCAAUACAAAUAUUUUCGGUAUGCUGAAUACAUUGAAGCCUGGCAUAAAGUCUUUUUAUACCAGAAUCCUAAUAAUACUCAUUCCUGGUACAUACAGUUCAAAAUGCCUAUCCUUGAAAGGUUUCCUAGCUGGUUCCGUCAUUGGUUCCUUAUCUGGGGAUCUUCUACCUAAAUACUACCAGACAACUUCCAAGCCUUCCAAAAUAAAUUUGCUGAACAUAAUACUUGUACAGAUUUGGUAGACUACCAUCUUUAUUUCAUGUCCAUAUAUCAAAUACCUUGGAUUUGCAAAUGGGAGUAUGCUAUUUCUGAAAAUAAUUCGAAUAAUUAUACAUACAUUCCCCAUCUUGGAAAAACAAUUAAAAUCAAAUGAUGGGAUAUAUUUAGCAUAGAUCCACGUACUUAUCCUCUCAAAUUGAUUCCUCCAUCCUCUGAGGUGUAUAAUACUUCUGCUCAUAAUACUGCACCCAAUACUGUUGACCUACAUACUUUCUCUUCUUAUAUUAAGCAAAUGAAACAAGCCUAUCAUCAUGCUACUUUUGCUGAAUUAGAACAACAACUCUUUGGAAUUUUUGCUGAACUUUCUACAGUACCGGCGACAUCAGAAGAAACAGUCCAAUCUGGUAAUCCCUUAUUAGAGGAUUUCAGUAAAAAAUCAGACCCGUAGGCCCAAUAAUCCAUAAUAUCUUAUCUCCAUAAUAUCUUAUCUACAAUAUAUCCCAUAUCUGAUAUAAUCCUCUCUUUCACUUGAUAAGACUUGAUAUGACCUGCUAAACAAUAAAAGCAAGAUUCUUUCGUACGAUAAGACCGCUGUAUAGUAAACUCCUUACCCCAGUAAUCGCCACGUAUCAAGACAAGACCCCAAAUGCAGUGUUACAAGAUUCCGUUUUGAUUUGACUAAAUAUUUGUCGCAUCAAUGCCUUCAUCGAUCUUUCGUCGACCAAUGAGAAACAACCACGUUCCCGACAAGGCCCCGACAUUUCUGCGUCACGACAACAGCCCUUAUCUAUACAGCAUCUUUACAUCACAUCACCGAUGCGUCCUCACUCCUUCUCUUUCAGCCAUCACCUUCAGCCAGCUCACCUGAAGAUAAGAAUGAAUCACAGACGCAUCCCAGCCAUCCACCUGUUGCACAUCGACGCAUCCAUGCAUCUAUAAAUACCACCUCCUUCAACAAAGAAAGUAGGUCGAGUUUCAAGGACGCCAUAUGAGAAGACCUUUUUCAUCACAUCCUUGAGUCAUCUCUUCCUCAUCUCUUUUCUCUUUCUCUUUUCUUUUCUACUGUAAAUUCUCAUACAGUAGGUUUGCUUUCAUAACAGUCCUGUAUAAGCGACAUACCGUUGGUAACCUCUAUUACUCUGUAAUUUUAAAUGUGUGAUUGUAAUAUCCCUUCUCUUCCCUCUUACUGUCCUUCUGAAUGGCGUAUCUUCUCCAGUUAUUGUCUUUGUAAACAGUGAGUUGCAAUAUUCUAUUAAGUUUUAAAUAGAUCGUGGAUUGUCUUAAA
Amborella trichopoda is the source of this 4574-nucleotide messenger RNA. Its product is annotated as asparagine--tRNA ligase, cytoplasmic 1. Gene Ontology annotation, biological process: asparaginyl-tRNA aminoacylation. NCBI's taxonomy places the organism in Eukaryota, Viridiplantae, Streptophyta, Magnoliopsida, Amborellales, Amborellaceae. Gene Ontology annotation, molecular function: asparagine-tRNA ligase activity; ATP binding. The record is from RefSeq and is a predicted model, not a curated record. Gene Ontology annotation, cellular component: mitochondrion.